Molecule: messenger RNA, 330 nt
Organism: Aphanomyces astaci
Lineage: Eukaryota; Oomycota; Saprolegniomycetes; Saprolegniales; Verrucalvaceae
Exons: 3
Coding region: 1-330 (109 amino acids)
Molecular function (GO): nucleic acid binding
Source: RefSeq, a predicted model, not a curated record
AUGAGACGCGAGUCGGCGCGCCUCGGCCUUCUUCAUAGCACAUUUGGCGUCAGCGUCGCGACGAUCGCGUUAUGCGUCUGUGAGAAGCACCUUCUUCGAGGAUACAUUGGGGCUGGCGUUCCAACCAAGCUGACGGCUUCGGUGCAUACUGGCGUGCUGGAUUAUCACGUUUACCGCGACCUGAUUGUGCGCAAAGUGCUGCCCGCGUUGAAAUCAAGUUGGCGCUGGCCAAGCGGCGUUGAAACGGGAACAGUGUUCUUGCAACAAGACAAUGCGCGUCCGCACAUUGCACCAGAAGACCCAGCGUUUGUCAGUGCAGCGCUUCUUUAA